This is a messenger RNA of Neoarius graeffei (lesser salmon catfish), 2561 nucleotides long. It is a transcript of the gene rpa1, whose product is annotated as replication protein A1. The transcript is spliced from 17 exons. Bases 128 to 1963 code for a protein of 611 amino acids. Gene Ontology annotation, biological process: telomere maintenance via telomerase; nucleotide-excision repair; DNA replication. The record is from RefSeq and is a predicted model, not a curated record. NCBI's taxonomy places the organism in Eukaryota, Metazoa, Chordata, Actinopteri, Siluriformes, Ariidae. Gene Ontology annotation, cellular component: nucleus; DNA replication factor A complex. Gene Ontology annotation, molecular function: single-stranded telomeric DNA binding; damaged DNA binding.
GUAAUUGACCGGAAGUGUAGCAAGCUUGGCGCGUUUUGAGUGAAAGUUGGCGCCACGAGUCACAGCAUAACAAAACGCUCUGCAAUAACACGAGAUUUAUUUUUGAAGCAGGAGAAUUUCUGAAGUCAUGACUGUUAAAUUGACAGAAGGUGCCAUUGAGGCCCUAAUCAAAGGUAAUGAGGUUACAAACCCAGUCCUUCAGUUGAUUAAUAUUCGAAGGCUUGAGUCGGGCAGUGGACCAGUUCGCUUCCGUCUCAUGAUGAGCGAUGGCCUUCACACCAUGUCCUCCUUCAUGCUCGCCACGCCGCUGAACUCCCUGGCUGAACAAAACCUUGUAGCUCCCAACUGUGUCUGCUUACUGAAGAAAAGUGUCACCAAUGUUCUUAAAGAUGGACGCACUGUGGUUAUUAUUCUGGACUUGGAGGUGAUUAAACCUGCGGAUCAGGUGGCAGGGAAAAUAGGAGACCCAACUCCUUAUGUGGAGGGUCAGUCCAAGGCUCCGCAGACGGUACCUGCUCCUGCUGCUCCUACUCAUUCUGCUCAUUCUGCACAUUCUGCACGUCCAUUGCAGCCACAAAAUGGAGGCUCCAUGAAUAGAGGCUCUAGUCGUGAUUUUGGGAAGAAGCCCAUGAGUGCACCCAGCACACCAGGAGGCACUUCAAAAGUAGUGCCUAUUGCCAGCCUUAAUCCCUACCAGUCAAAAUGGACCAUUAGAGCACGAGUCACUAACAAGAGUGCCAUUCGUACCUGGAGCAACUCUCGAGGGGAUGGCAAGCUCUUCUCCAUGGAUAUUGUUGACGAAAGUGGAGAAAUUAGAGUGACUGGGUUUAAUCAGGAAGUGGACAAAUUCUACACCCUGAUCGAACAGGGGAAGGUGUACUAUUUCUCUAAGGGCACUCUGAAGAUCGCCAACAAACAGUUCUCAACUCUGAAGAACGACUAUGAGAUGACUUUGAACGGCGAGUCGGGCAUCAUCCCCUGUGACGACAGCCACGACGUUCCCAUGUUGCAGUGUGACUUUGUCCCCAUCGCUGAUUUGGAUGCUCGGGACAAGGACGCCAUUGUCGAUGUGAUCGGCGUGUGUAAGAGUGUGGAGGAUGUGACGCGUAUUACAACUAAGAACAGUCGUGAGGUUUCCAAGAGGAACGUCCAGCUGAUGGACAUGUCUGGCAAAAUUAUCCAAGUCACAAUGUGGGGAAGUGAGGCAGAGACAUUUGAUGGCACCGGGCAGCCUAUCUUGGCUAUAAAGGGGGCCAGACUCUCUGAUUUUGGAGGGCGCUCGCUUUCCACACUCUACAGCAGCACACUGAUGAUUAACCCGGACAUUCCUGAGGCAUACAAACUGCGAGGCUGGUAUGAUAAAGAGGGUCACGCUCUAGAUGGUCAGUCCAUGACAGAGUUGAGGGGCGGAGGCAGCGGCGGUGGUCCCAGUAACUGGAAGACUUUGGCAGAUGUCAAAAACGAGCACCUGGGUCACGGAGACAAGGCUGAUUACUUUAGCUGUAUUGCCACGAUCGUGUACAUGAGGAAGGAGAAUUGUCUGUAUCAGGCCUGUCCCAGCAAGGACUGCAACAAAAAGGUGGUGGACCAGCAGAAUGGCUUGUACCGCUGUGAGAAGUGCGACAAAGAGUUUCCUGAAUUCAAAUAUCGUCUCAUGCUCUCUGCGAAUAUUGCAGAUUUUUCAGAUAACCAGUGGGUGAUGUGCUUUCAAGACAGUGCUGAGACCAUCCUGGGCCAGAAAUCAGAGUACAUUGGCCAACUCAAGGACUCUAACGAGGCUGCCUUUGAUGAGGUCUUCCAGCACGCCAAUUUCAGCACUUUUGUUUUCCGUAACAGAGUGAAAUUGGAGACCUACAAUGAUGAAUCUCGCAUUAAGGUGACAGUGGUGGAGGCCAAGCCUGUGGAUCACAAGGAAUACGGCAAAAGGCUGAUCAUGAACAUCAGGAAGCAUGCAGUGCAUUGAGAACACUGUUACUUUUCUCCAAGCACUUCAAGCUUUAACCUGCAGCAUCCAUGUGUCUUUUUCUUUGUGCUGUCCUUCCUUUAUUUUAUUUUGUUAUUAAAGUCUGAUCAUGUCAUGUUUUCUCUGCUACAGAACGGCUUACAGAUAUAUAUGAAAAAAACAAAUGCUUAUUUUCAACUGAGAGGUGCUGCAGGUCGAGCGUGGUUUGGUUUAUGUGGUUUUCCCGACAUGUUAACAAUUAGUUGUGGGUGGUUUAUUAGAAACUGCUGACCUUUUAGUGAGUGAAUAUUUAAGAGAAGUAAAGAGAAUUGUGUAAGAUCAGGCGGUAGCAUACUGGUCAGUAUGUAUGAACACAAGGUUGUGCCUGUCAGCAGGCAGAAGCAAAUCCACUGCCCUUUCGUAACAUUUUGGUUCAGCAGCUUGGUCAGUAAGCAGGCUUCCUGUCUCUGAGCUCACCUUGCCUGAGCCUGCACAGUUUAAGGUCAAGUUGACUUCCCAGAGACAAACGCUCUGUGUAGAUAUUUUUCUCCUUUUUGUUUGUUUGUUUUCUGGAGAGCUAAAGUUUAACCAACACAAGAAAUAAAGAUGUUGACGUUGA